Messenger RNA from Nicotiana attenuata, 861 nucleotides. RefSeq lists its product as uncharacterized. Lineage: Eukaryota; Viridiplantae; Streptophyta; Magnoliopsida; Solanales; Solanaceae. The transcript has a single exon. The record is from RefSeq and is a predicted model, not a curated record. Bases 1 to 861 code for a protein of 286 amino acids.
AUGUCUACAUGGAACUGCCACGGGGUUUCCAGAGACAAGGGGAGUAUAAGGUCUGCAAACUACUUAAAUCUAUAUGGUCUUAAGCAGACUUCAAGACAAUGGAAUAUCAAAUUGAUUGAGGCUUUAGUGGAGGCAGGAUAUCAUCAGAGUGCUUCUGAUCAUUCACUCUUCACUAAAAAUACAACAUCAGACAUUGUUGUUAUCUUAGUAUAUGUGGAUGACUUGCUUAUCACUAGGAGCAGUGCAGAACUGAUAGAUGAAGCUAAGCAGACAUUACACAAUUCCUUUAUAGUUAAGGAUCUAGGGGAGCUAAGAUACUUCCUUGGUAUUGAGGUUUUAAGAUCAAAAAGGGAGAUUCUACUCAUACAAAGAAAGUAUGCACUUCAGUUGAUAUCAGAAAUUGGGCUUGCAGGAGCUAAAUCCAUCUCCACCCCAAUAGAGCUCAACCAGAAAUUGACCACUAUUGAAUAUGACAAGCAUGUAGGGGUAAAUGGAGAUGAAGAACUUGGGGACAUGGGAAGCUAUCAGAAACUUAUUGGUAAGUUACUUUACUUGACCAUCACCAGACCAGACCUGAGUUUUAUAGUACAGGUACUCAGUCAGUUCAUGCAACAUCCCAAACAAUCUCAUUGGGAUGCAACAUUGCGAGUGGUGAGAUAUAUAAAGGCAGCACCAGGCCUUGGUAUUCUGCUAGGGGCAGGGCCUAUAGAUACAUUGUCUGCUUAUUGUGAUUCAGACUGGGCCUCCUGUCCUAUUAACAGGAGAUCUGUCACAGGGUAUGUCAUCAAACUAGGAGAUUCUUUACUCUCAUGGAAAUCAAAGAAGCAACAAACUGCUAGUCGAAGCUCAGUAGAAGCAUAG